AUGGCUAGAUCGCCCAUCAUGAAGACCGUGACGAAACGACUUCGAGAGCUGGCCAUAGUCCUCUGGGUUGACACCGAGACCAACGAUCUAUGGAAACAGAUAAUCAAGUGCUCCAUCGCUAGUAUCGGUUCGGUCGUCGCCGUCAUGACUCCUCAAGCCGCGGCAGUCCUAGGUCCUUCGACCUUUCUUGCGCCAAUGGCUACUGUCUUUGCUCAUCCAGGUCAAAGGUUGGGCCCCAUGAUCGAGACCCUUCUCAUGAUGCUGCUGGGCACCUUAUUCGGACUUGCGUGGUCCAUAGUUGCACUCAGGCUAUCUAUGUUGGCUACUGCUCAAACAACACACGAAACAGCCCAUAAUGCUAUCUGCGCAGUAUUCUUCACCAUGGCUGCUUUCUUUCAUGGCUACGUAAGAUCGGCUAGUCCCCGCAUGUUCUUAUUUGUCACCUUUUUUCUCAUUGCCAAUAUCAUUACUCUGCUCGGGGGCUACACCUCGGUGUCUUCAGAGGUUAUUACACACACCUACUACCCUAUGAUGGUUGGCGGUGGUAUCUCAAUCGUGGUCAACCUAUCAAUCUUUCCCGAGCUGUCGAGCAGUUACCUCGGUGUGUCUGCCAUUGAUGCUCUUAUCGAAACGAUGGAUACCGUGACACGGGCUACGCAUUGGUUCAUCACACCUGGUGCUGAUUCCGAAGAAGAUUCCACUAUCACUGCCCUUACAAUGACAAACACAGUAAAGAGUGUCCCCGAGAAACCAAAGCGCAAGAAGGGUCGUUUCCGCAAGUGGUUGAGUCAGUUUCCGAAUCCCUUCAAACAAUCUCAACAUCGAUAUCAUAUGUCCACCACUCCAGUUGGCCUUACGACGAUCAAGAGUCUGAUAGGCAACAAGGGGAGUCUUCGUGCACGUCACACUCAUUGCAAAGCUGCUCAGAAGGAAGUUAACUACGAGAUCUCUGUGUCAGCCCUUCCUCUAAGCAGCAUGAAGCCUCUGACAACUUCCUAUAUGAGCAGCCUCGUCCAAAACACAGUCAACAUCAUCGCUGCAUGUGAGAACAAAUUCAUCGUAUUGCAGAAUAAUGAUGGCACCGAUGACGAAAGCGACAGCGAUAUGUCAGGGCCCAGUGGGAUCAAACGCAUGAGCACCUUUGAUGACUACCUUCAGAGGGUUGAAGAAAGCAAACCUCUGAGGGAGAUCGAAGCUAGUAGCGCAAGUCUUCUCGAGUCCAUCAUUGAGCGUAUCCGAGAGCCUGUUCAGGUGUUCGAGGGUUCGCUGAAAGAGGCCGUACGCCUGGUCAUCAUAUGUGUCGCUUAUUGCUAUGAUGUACGAAGAUUGCCUUCAGGAGCACCAACCCCAAGAGGAAUCCAUCUCCAAGAAUUGGACCUUAGAAUCGACCUUUUCGCGGAAGCAAUCGCUAAUUUCGAUGCCAGCUGCUCCAUGGAGCUUCGCCGUUCAGGUAUGGAUAAGAGUGGAUAUAGUACGGACUUUAUGCCCCGAAUGGAAACGUUCUUGAUAUCUUCGUUCGUACUUAGUUUGCGUCAGGCAGCUAAGUAUGUUUUGGAGAUGCUUCGCCAUGUUCGACAGACAGUCGAACAGAGGCAAGCUCGAAACGACAGAGCCACAAUCUGGUUCCCCAAACAUGUCGAUAUCAGGCAGUGGUUGAUUAGUGGUGGUGAGAGCGACGGUUUUGUUCUGCCAGAAGCGGCUCGCAAAGAAGUUCGUCGGGGAAAGAGUACAACAGGACACAAGUCCAAAAUUAAAACAAAGCAAAGCAAUAAGGAUACGAAAACACAGCCGCCUAAGGGAAAGGAUGAAGAAAAAGGCAUUCGAUUUGCAGAGCCGGUUCUUCAAACGAGAGAGGAUCGCAACACUGAACAACCACAAGAAAAGGGGCAAUCUCAGCCUCAGAAACGCAGUAAGAUCCUCAAGAUUAGGGGGAUGGCAGCCGAUGCCUUGGAAUGGACCCAGGACUCAGAACACAUAAAAUAUGCGUUUAAACUCACAAUCGCCAUCCUCUUACUUAGCUGGCCGGCUUUCGUGGAGUCUCAGGCUGGAUGGUACAGUUCCUAUCGUGGCAUAUGGGCACCGAUGCAGCUGUUUCUCGUCUUUGAAGUGGCCAUAGGAACAUCCUUCCACGUGUUUUUCAUUCGUCUUUGCGGUGUCGUAGCAGGCAGUGCUUUUGGCUUUGCAUCUGCCCUAGUCGGGAGCAAAAGUCUGAUCGCCAUGGUUUUCUUUCUGAUUAUUGGUAUCAUGCCGUCGUUCUAUGUCCAGCUUGGCACUAGAUAUGUCAAGGCCGGCAUGAUCUCUACGGUUACAAUGGUCGUGGUUGCACUCUGUAAGUUGCUUGCUAUCAUUUCGGAUAUCCUUGAUAUACUAACAGUACUAGCUGCUGUUAACGGCGACGAGCCCGCUUAUCAUUAUUUCUAUAAGCGCUUGUGUGCCUUUAUCGUGGGGGGAACCACUGCGCUGCUGAUUGAACUUAUUUUAUACCCAGUCAGAGCUAGAGAUCGACUAGUUGAGUCUGUCGCAGCGUCGGUCAAACAGGUUCAAAAUAUGCAAGCCGCGAUGGCUGUUGGCCUGGACGAGCCCAUCAAGCCAGAUUUCCGGAAUUCUGACCUCAACAAGCGCUUCCGUCGUGCCACAAACAAAGCACGAGGAGCUCUGGCUGCGGCCGAGACUUUUCUUCCAUUCUCCGUUACUGAACCGCGCCUUAAGGGGGAUUUUAAACCACUCGUGCCUGUCUACAAAGAGAUCUUCUACGUGUUGCAUCAAAUUAUCGAUAGGAUGGAAAACGUUGUGAUGCUGCGGAGAGAGUAUGGUUCGUCCAUUUUGGAAGACUUGAAUCCUCAAGUCCACGCCUAUCGACGGAAUGUGGCUGCCAGUAUCAUGCUGACACUUUUCACGGUGUACGAGGCGUUCAUUACCUGGACGCCUCUGCCGCAGUUCAUCCCGUCAAGUCGUCUGGCGCAAUUGCGCCUGGUCAACCAUGUGCGCGAGAUUCUUGCGUCCAAAAGUGGCACUCAGACACCGGCUGGGGAGCCAUCGAGUGUCUUUGACGAGAAUGGGGAGCUUGCUGCGCAGGUCGCAUACCUCAUCACCCAAAAACGAUUUCUCUCUUGGAACGCGAGCACUUCUGGACAGAUGGAGAUCAUCGAAUAUCUCGAAGAGCUUGUGCAGCUUGUUAAAAUUCUGGUUGGAGUUAAUGACUUCCGCAGCGGUCUACUAAAGACUCCUACUCUUAGUAACUAUCGGGAGCGCAAGCACUUGACGCGGAUGCCUCUGUCUCGCAUGCCGACUGCUGAUAGCCGCAUGACUGGUGUUCCGGCAGAGGAGGUCCCAACAGUCGAGAGUAGAGCCAGUGGACUGCAGCGAACGCAAACAAUCCGUGCAAGCCAUACGAGAAGACGGAAUCAUAGGAGAGAUGGUAAUGAGAAGGAGGCUGGUAGUGACGGUGAGGAGGAAUUACCCAUGAGUUUACAAAGAGUCGGCACGCGACUCUGUGAGGAUGCUGCAGCUGCUCGACGACGCAAGAUGUCUGUGUCUCGAGCGUAG
Molecule: messenger RNA, 3546 nt
Organism: Fusarium fujikuroi IMI 58289
Lineage: Eukaryota; Fungi; Ascomycota; Sordariomycetes; Hypocreales; Nectriaceae
Product: related to Lactobacillus putative histidine protein kinase SppK
Exons: 1
Coding region: 1-3546 (1181 amino acids)
Source: RefSeq, a predicted model, not a curated record